Messenger RNA from Salvelinus fontinalis (brook trout), 2772 nucleotides. Its product is annotated as high mobility group protein HMG-I/HMG-Y-like. Gene Ontology annotation, molecular function: transcription coregulator activity; DNA binding. The transcript is spliced from 6 exons. Lineage: Eukaryota; Metazoa; Chordata; Actinopteri; Salmoniformes; Salmonidae. Gene Ontology annotation, biological process: regulation of DNA-templated transcription. Gene Ontology annotation, cellular component: chromatin; nucleus. The coding region runs from base 236 to 721 and encodes 161 amino acids. The record is from RefSeq and is a predicted model, not a curated record.
UAUGUUUUACUUUCUCUUGUCUAGGGAUUCUCUUCAAUAGCAUACUUCUAUUUGCUGUGCUGCACACUGGAAUUUAAAGGGGCGGAUUUUGUGUAGCCUAGUCUCUGUCGAAUAAAACAAGAGCUUUAGCUAAAGGAUUUAACCGGUAAAACAAGCGACUGGUUUGUGGGUGAACCAUUCGUUAUAAUUCGGCGGAGGGCCAUAAUCUUCAAGGGAUCAAGGAUUACACCUCAACAUGAGUGAUAAGGGCACCAUCUCAGCAAAAGAGGGAGCAGAGAAGAGGGGACGUGGAAGGCCAAGGAAACAGCCACCGGUGAAAAGUGGUUCUGAUGAGCCCAGUGGGUCCCCUACCCCAAAGAGGCCCAGGGGACGGCCAAAAGGCAGCAAGAACAAGACUGUCACCAAGGGCAAGAAGACACCAGCAGCCUCAACUGCAGGGAUGAAACGCAGGGGAAGACCUAAGAAGGAGCUGACCUGUGGGACUCGUCCUCAUGCGAUUCUGAGGACAGGUAAGGACGAGGGGGAACAAACACUGGGGGAGACCUGGGGCUCUGGGGAGAAAUAUGAGCGUCGUCUUGCCAGCGCCAAAAUACUUGCUCUGUAUUUAUGUCAGGACAAAGAGCUGGAGCAGGAGGGAUGGAGGCUAGGAAAUAGUUCUUAUGCAAGGGUUAUGUUGGAAGCUAUGAUGCAACUAGUGGCCAGUUGUACGCCAGAGAUGUGAGAAUGUUUUAAGUCUGUAUAUCUCCCGAGCUUGAUUGAGCGCCAGCGGAAAGAGCUCAAGGAACUCUUGGCAAGCCUGUACUGGACUGAGAGACUUAUUAAGGAGUCUGAGAGACUUAUUAAGGCGUGCUAUGCAUCACUAUGUACAGUUGAAGUCGGAAGUUAGGUUGGAGUCAUUAAAACUUGUUUUUCAACCACUCCACAAAUGUAUUGUUAACAAACUAUAGUUUUGGCAAGUCAGUCAGGACAUCUACCUUGCGCAUGACACAAGUAAUUGUUCCAACAAAUGCUUACAGACAGAUUAUUACACUUAUAAUUCACUGUAUCAGCGGGUCAGAAGUUUACAUACACUGCCUAUACACAGCUUGGAAAAUUCCAGAAAAUGAUGUCAUGGCUUUAGAAGCUUCUGAUAGGAUAAUUGACAUAAUUUGAGUCAAUUGGAGGUGUACCUAUGGAUGUAUUUCAAGGCCUACCUUCAAACUCAGUGCCUCUUUGCUUGACAUCAUGGGAGCAUCAAAAGAAAUCAGCCAAGACCUCAGAAAAUAAUUUGUAGACUUCCACAAGUCUGGUUCAUCAUUGGGAGCAAUUUCCAAAUGCCUGAAGGUACCACGUUCAUCUAUACAAACAGUAGUACGCAAGUAUAAACACCAUGGGACCACGCAGCCAUCAUACCGCUCAGAAAGAAGACGCAUUCUGUCUCCUAGAGAUGAACGUACUUUAGUGCGAAAAGUGCAAAUCAAUCCCAGCAAAGGACCAUGUGAAGAUGCUGGAGGAAACGGGUACAAAAGUAUCUAUAGUAUCCACAGUUAAGUCCUAUAUUUACAUAACCUGAAAGGCCAAUCAGCAAGGAAGAAGCCACUGCUCCAAAACCGCUAUAAAAAAGCCAGACUACGGUUUGCAACUGCAAAUGGGGACAAAGAUCAUACUUUUUGGAGAAAUGUCCUCUGGUCUGAUGAAACAAUAAUAGAACUGUUUGGCCAUAAUGACCAUUGCUAUGUUUGGAGGAAAAAGGGGGAGGCUUGCAAGCCGAAGAACACCAUCCCAACCGUGAAGCACGGGGGUGGCAGCAUCAUGUUUGCUGCAGGAGGGACUGGUGCACUUCGCAAAAUAGAUGUCACCAUGGGGAUGGGAAAUUAUGUGGAUAUAUUGAAGCAACAUCUCAAGACAUCAGUCAGGAAGUUAAAGCUUGGUCGCAAAUGGGUCUUCCAAAUGGACAAUGACUCAAAGCACACUUCCAAAGUUGUGGCAAAAUGGCUUAAGGACAACAAAGUCAAGGUAUUGGAGUGACCAUCACAAAGCCCUGCCCUCAAUCCUAUAGAACAUUUGUAGGCAGAACUGAAAAAGCGUGUGCGAGCAAGGAGGCCUACAAACCUGACUCGGUUACAGCAGCUCUGUCAGGGUGAAUGGGCCAAAAGUCACCCAACUUAUUGUAGGAAGCUUUUGGAAGGCUACCCGAAACGUUUGACCCAAGUUAAACAAUUUAAAGGCAAUGCUACCAAAGACUAAUUGUGUGUAUGUAAACUUCUGACCCACUGGGAAUGUGAUGAAAGAAAUUAAAGCUGAAAUAAAUCAUUCUCUCUACUAUUAUUCUAUCAUUUAACAUUCUUAAAAUAAAGUGGUGAUCCUCACUGACCUAAGACAGGGAAUUUUUACUAGGAUUAAAUGUCAGGAAUGAUGAAAACUGAGUUUAAAUGUUUUUGGUUAAGGUGUAUGUAAACUUUCGACUUGAACUGUAUGUUCUGUUAUAGAGCUAUUGAGGAACUGUCAAGUUUAAACCUUUAUCAGCCAUUUUAUUUACAAAGAAAGAAAAUGUGUCUUUGCCUUCCAGACAUGCUUUUAUUGAGUCGAUAGUGCACUAGAGUGAACCACUGUUACUUGUCUGAAACACAGAUCAGUUGGUCUUUCAUUUUACUUCAUUCAUAUUGUAUCUGCUUCGUAUUAUGUACAUACUAUUUUCUACAUAUUUACACAUCCAAUCUUUUUGUUGUUGUUACUAUUUUUUUUUGCACAAUUGUAGGUUAAGUUAAUUCAGAAUAAAACAUGCACUGAAAA